AUGGAGAUUGGCGUUUCGGUUCCCAUCGUGGAAAUUGGUGAUGACUUCGGCGCGCUUCGAGACUACAUUCAGGCUGCCGAAGAUUUGGGAUACUCCCAUGUACGCAUUCUUGACCACGUGUUGGGCGCGGUGUCGGAAAAACACCCCGAGGUGCCAAACUUCCCCUAUUCCCACGAGUCCUACAUCCACGAACCCUUUACGCUGAUGGCCUAUCUUGCCGCCGUAACCAAGAGCAUCGGAUUGACGACCGGUAUCCUGAUCCUGCCUCAGCGUCAAACUGCACUGGUAGCGAAACAGGCCGCGGAAGUCGACCUGCUUUCCGGCGGGCGGCUGCGGCUGGGUAUCGGCGUGGGUUGGAACUCGGUGGAAUAUGAAGCGUUGGGCGUCGAUUUCGCGUCCCGGGGCAGCCGAUGCGACGAGCAGAUCGAAGUUUUGCGCCGGUUGUGGACCGAGGAUGUCAUCGAUUUCCAUGGCAAGUAUCACGACAUCACCCAUGCCGGCAUCAAUCCCGCCCCGGUGCAGCGUCCCAUCCCUAUCUGGGUGGGCGCAGGACGGGGCAACGCGCCCACGCCGCCCAACGCAGCGAUUCGACGCAUCGGCAGGCUGGCCGACGGAUAUUUCCCAAUGAUGCCGGGCCUCGUCCGGCGCAUCUCAGCGGCGUUCUAUCCCUACUGGCCGCGAGUGCUGGCCAUUGGUCUGCUGAUCCUGGUCACCGCCGGCCUGGGGGUGGUGAACCCGGUGUUGAUCCAGGUCAUGUUUGACUCCGCUCUCUUCGUGCCGGGCGGACCCAACAUGGACCUGGUUUGGAACAUCGCCGCGGUGAUGGGUGGCGUUGUCGUCGUAACCGGCAGCCUUGGGGUAUUACAAACCUGGCUCACGCAGCAAAUCGGCCAGCGGGUCAUGAGAGACCUGCGUGAUCGUCUUUACUCGCAUCUGCAAUCUCUAUCGCUGGGCUUCUUCACAUCCACGCGAACCGGAGAAAUCCAGAGUCGUGUAGCCAACGAUGUUGCCGGGAUUCGCGUGGUCGUAACCGGAACCGUAAGCAACAUCCUUUCCAACAUCGUCAUCCUGGUCAGUACCCUGAUCGCCAUGUUCGUGCUGUCGUGGGAGUUGACCCUGGUGGCGGCGGGCAUAACACCUGUUUUUGCCGUGUUCAGUUACUGGGUCGGUAAGCGACGGCGCGCGAUGUCGUCGCUGGUCCAGGAGUCCACGGCGGAGAUGACGGCGAUCACCCAGGAAACCCUGUCGGUAUCGGGCGUCAUGCUGACGCGGCUGUUCGGAGCCCAACAGCGCGAAAUUGAGCGCUUUCGGCAACAGAAUGUCCGUUUGUCAGACCUGGAGAUCCGCCGGGAGAUGACCGGCCAGACGAUUUGGGCCGGCAUCCAGAUAUUCUUCUCCCUGUCUCCCGUAGUAAUUUACGUACUGGCGGGAUACCUGCUUUACGGUUCCUUCGGACCGUCCGGCGUGUCGGCCGGCACGAUAGUCGCAUUCACCACUCUGCAAACCCGCCUCUAUUUCCCCAUCAGCACUUUGUUGCGCACCUCUGUUGAAUUGCAAUCCUCUCUCGCAUUGUUUGAGCGCAUCUUCAGUUACCUGGACAUUCGUCCUGAAAUCGUAGACGCGCCGGACGCCAUCGAGUUUCCAGCCGAUCGGGUUGCCGGGGCGGUGUCGUUUCAGAAUGUGCGGGUGAAUUACAAGUCGCCGUUGCAAACCGAGGACGGUGAGGACGACGAGACCAAUGAACCUGAAACAGCCUGGGCGCUGGACGGUGUCAGUUUCGAAGUCAAGCCGGGCCAGUUGGCCGCGUUGGUGGGCCCCAGCGGAGCCGGCAAAACGACCAUUUCCUACCUCAUUCCACGCCUGUACGACGCUACUUCGGGCCUGGUCACCAUCGACGGCGUCGACGUGCGACGUAUCACGUUGGAAAGCCUUGCCGGCAUGGUGGGCUAUGUGUCCCAGGAGAGCUACCUGUUCCACGCAUCCAUUCGCGAGAACCUCACCUACGGCAAUCCCGACGCUACCGACGCUGAGAUGCACGCCGCGGCGCAGGCAGCCUACAUCCACGAACGCAUCAUGCAGUUCCCGGGCGGUUAUGAAACCGUGGUAGGCGAACGUGGAUACCGGUUAUCAGGAGGCGAGCGCCAACGUCUGUCAAUCGCUCGCGUGAUCCUGCACCAUCCCCGCCUCAUGAUCCUGGACGAGGCAACAUCAGCAUUGGACACCGCAAGCGAGCGUUACGUUCAGGCAGCGUUGGAGCCGCUCAUGAAGGGCCGAACCACCAUCGCCAUUGCCCACCGGCUUUCAACCAUCUUGGCCGCCGACAUCAUAUACGUGGUCGACAAAGGCCGAAUCGUCGAGCGCGGCACCCAUUCCGAACUAUUGGCACAGCGAGGCUUGUACGCCGAGCUAUACGAACUGCAGUACGAGAGCGGCGGCGUGGAGUGCAUCUGUGAGGAUGGCGUGAUGCUAUCCAACGGAAACGUUCGAUUGCCGGUAUCGGUGUAA
Molecule: messenger RNA, 2505 nt
Organism: Geodia barretti
Lineage: Eukaryota; Metazoa; Porifera; Demospongiae; Tetractinellida; Geodiidae
Source: the annotation of a GenBank genome assembly